Molecule: messenger RNA, 1448 nt
Organism: Paramecium sonneborni
Lineage: Eukaryota; Ciliophora; Oligohymenophorea; Peniculida; Parameciidae
Source: the annotation of a GenBank genome assembly
AUGUCAUAUAAAUCAUUUUAACAAUGUUUACUUAUGACGUAUAGUGUCGCAUUAGCAACAUUUAGUUUUGCUUAUAAUUCUUAUUUAAUAAAUGGUCCCUUAGAUCAUAUAAGAAUAUGGAUUGAUAUUGAUACUUCUUUUAAGGAAGGUGCUAUGAUGACUUCCUUUAAUUUUGGUGGAUUGGUUGGAUGCAUUAUUGGAAUUCUAAUAGUUAAAUCUACAUCAAGAAGAUUAAUGCUAUAUAUUAUUGAUACUCUAUUGAUUAUUGGGACUGCAGGAUUAAAUAUUCAAAACUAUUAUACAUUUAUUUUAUUUCGAGUAAUUGCAGGAAUAGGUAGUGGGUUAACAACUCUAGUGACGCCAAUGUUUUUGAAAGAAAUCAUUCCUACUUAAAUUUAUGGAGUCUUAGGAGGAUAAAAUCUUGUAUUGUAUGUAUUAAAUAUAUAUAGAUUAUCUCUAGGAACUAUUGUUUAAUCUUUUUGUGCUUUGGGUUUCAAAGAAGUUAAAGGAUAGACAUCUGUUGAUAUGAGUUAUUGGAGAUUUUAUCUUUUACCUCCAAUAAUCAUUUGCAUUAUUAGAAGUCUCCUAUUGAAAUUUUAUUUUCCUUAUGAGUCUCCAAUAUUUUCAAUUUAAAAAGGAAAUGGUAUAAACUUAUAUUUAAAUUAGUUUAGGGUGCAGAAAGAUUUCUUGUUCAUAUCUAUUAGGAUGAUGAUGUAUAAUAAAUAAAAUAAGACAUUGAAAAUUUAGUAAAUAAAAGAAAUGUUGAAAAAACUUUACCAGGCUUAAGAGUAUUCUUAGGAAUUAUGAUUAACAUAUUUUAUUCCAAUUCUGGUAUCACUCCCAUUAUUUCAUAUUCCACAAAAAUAUUUCAAUAGGUUACUACUAUGACUGUAGCUUAAAUAUUAACAAUAGGAAUGAGUAUAAUAAAAUUCAUUUUUUACUCAACAGGAGCUUAAUUGACUUAAAAAUUUGGAAGAAGAAAACCUUUAAUAAUAGGAACAGGAAUCCUUUGUGUUGUAUUAAUCAGCACUGGUAUAAGUUCAGCUAUCAAUGAUAAUUCAGAUUAUAAUGAUACAAAAUUAAAAUCUGUUGUUGUAGUCUAUAUAGUUAUAGCAAUUUAUUUAUAUUUUGGAGUGUUCUUCAACACUUUUGGAGCUAUUAUUCCUCUAUAUACACCUGAAAUUCUGUCAGGAAUUUAUUUAACAGUUGCUCUUAUUUUUUAAUGGUCAUUCAAUAUAACUAUAACAUUUUUAUUUCCAGUCAUUAGAGAUUCUUUUGGUAUGUGUUAUACAUUUUAUUACUUUGGAAUAACAAUGGGAGUAGCAACAAUUUAUUUUGCAAUAUUUGUAAAAGAAACCAAAAACUUAAAUGAUAAAGAAAUCGAUGCAUUAUGGUAAUAUUCAACAGCAAAAGUUAGAUCAUUAGAGAAAGAAAAUUUGAUUUAAUGA